Trichoplusia ni (cabbage looper) is the source of this 1746-nucleotide messenger RNA. RefSeq lists its product as uncharacterized. Bases 15 to 965 code for a protein of 316 amino acids. Lineage: Eukaryota; Metazoa; Arthropoda; Insecta; Lepidoptera; Noctuidae. The record is from RefSeq and is a predicted model, not a curated record. Gene Ontology annotation, cellular component: nucleus; transcription regulator complex. Gene Ontology annotation, biological process: regulation of transcription by RNA polymerase II. The transcript has 2 exons.
UAUUUGGUUUAAUUAUGGAGUUGUUUAUUGAAAAAGUAAAGCUACACCCCUGUUUAUGGAAAACGAGCGAUAUAUCGUACAGAGACAUCGGUAAAAAGGAUUUGGCUUGGGACAAGAUUGCGAGGGAAUGCGAAAUGGCGAACGGUAAGGAAGCUAAAUCUCAUUGGAAAAAAUUAAGAGAUAGUCAUAGAGAAGCUCUUCGAAGACGUAAGACUACUACAGGACAGGCAGCACAAAAUAUGAAACCGUGGAAAUAUGAGAAUUUAAUGGAAUUUUUACUGCCACACAGAGAAAAUAACGAGACUUUUUCAAAUUUUUCGAAUCCUACACAAGGACACGACACUGAAAACACAUCUGAUACAAUAAUUACGGAUAUUGAUAUUGUUGGAUCACCUCCCCCACCGGCUGAAUAUUCACUCUCAACAACAUCUACAAUUCAAUCUGGGAAGAAGAACAGCAAGCAACUGGAAAUUACUGAGAUUAUUCAGCGCCGAGAGAAAAAUCGAGAGCAAAGACGAGCUGAAAGAGAUGAAAUAAGAAAGCAUAUUACUGAUGCUAAUCGACCACAAGAUGCAUUAUCUCAUUUAUUUGAAAGUUUCUGUCAAAAGACACGUGAUCUACCAAAGUACUUACAACUACGAGUCCAAAGAGAAAUUUUUGAAACAAUUACUCGUGCUGAAGAAGAAGCAUUGUCCUAUGACUCAAUGAAUACUUACUACUCCUCCACACCUUCCAAUUCGUCUUCUUAUGGCUAUAGAAGCGCCACAAAUUAUCAAACCAGCCCUUUGCUUGAUGCCAGCCCCUUGCCUGAUUGCAACCCCCUGCCUGAUGUGAGACCCGUGCUUGACGCCAGCCCCUUGCCUGGUUGCAGCCCCCUGCCUGGUUGCAGCCCCCUGCCUGAUGUGAGACCCGUGUCUGACGCCAACCCCUUGCCUCAACCUCGAGAUACAUUUCCAGCUGUUUGAAUCUCGAACCAUUCAAAACUAAUUAAUAAAAAAAACAUACCUAAUGGCGAUGGCGAGUCUUUCAGCAGAACUUAUAGAUUCCCGAUAAUUAGUAUUCCUUUUUUCUAUUUUACUUUUAAUCAUUUCAUGAAUAAUCUGGAAGUCUUUUCGUGAUAGUCGAUAGUAAUUUUCAAACUUUUCAUCACUUAAUGUCAUAAAUAAUGUUUUGUAUUCUCCAUGUUUAUUUCUGAAUUUAAUAUGAUUUUCAAUCCAGAACCGGUGUUUUCUUUUCUUUUGCAAUUCACCCAAGACUAGAUCAUCAAUCUCACUUUCGGAUUCAUCGUCAGAAGAACUGUCUAGCAAAGUCAGUGUCAAUGCCAUUCUAUCAGUACCUCGAUACGAUUUAUACGAGAAACAUGAAAUGCGUCCGUUCCACAAGGUGUAUGACUGAAAACUGCGCUGCGAUAAGCAAGCUGUACAUAGUCGUGGGUCAUAUUCGUCUACUCCAGUGGAAACGUAGACCCACGUUGACAGCGUUGAGCUAUGUAACCGCCUAUUCGAGCAAGCCACGCAUGUAUCAAUGACGUCAAUUCAUGCGUAGCCUCUCCGUGGGUUGCAGUGGACACAACCACAUACAUUUUCUUACAAAGCGAAGCUUAAUACACGUGCGUAGCCUCUCCGUGCGCCGCGGUGGGCCCGCGCCUUAAUACCAGUAUAGUAUAGCAAGACUGUUCACGUCCAUCGCUUCCAAAUCAACGUGAGGAACUGUGCGCGCUCUUGCUAAUAAAAGCCGGAUGGUGAG